CUGUGUGUGUUGCGCUUUUACUGGCCUCCGCAUCGGCUACUAAUGUUAAGCAAUGCAAAAAUGGUCAGCCGUUCCCACUUGGUGUUGAUAUCGAGAGCUGUGACCAGCUACCAUGUAAUGUUGUCAAAGGCGGAAGAGCGUUAAUGAAAGUCAACUUUGUGGGCACGCGCGAUAAUAUUAAGCAAAUAAGAGCCGUUGUACAUGCCACCGCCUUGGGCAUCACGGUGCCCUAUGAAUUGCCCGAAGAGGUGGCCGAUGUUUGCCGCAACUUAUUGUAUGGCGCUUCUUGUCCCAUCGACAAGUCCGAGGAUGUGAGCUAUAAUUUCAUUUUUGACGUUGAUUCCUCAUAUCCGGAAAUCAGCGUGAAGGUGCAACUGAAUUUAGUUGACGAAAACGACGAAUCUGUUGCCUGUUUCAUUACCGAUAUAAAGGUACAGAAGGCAUAGGAAACUUUGUCAUUGGAAGAUUUUGUUGAAAAUGAGGUACCGAGUUUGAGAUGUAUAUACAUAUAUGUAUCUAAAAUUAAUGUUAUUGCAUAAUAAAAAAGAACUGUGUAAGU
Molecule: messenger RNA, 559 nt
Organism: Rhagoletis zephyria (snowberry fruit fly)
Lineage: Eukaryota; Metazoa; Arthropoda; Insecta; Diptera; Tephritidae
Product: epididymal secretory protein E1-like
Biological process (GO): sterol transport
Molecular function (GO): sterol binding
Source: RefSeq, a predicted model, not a curated record